AUUGGACGUCUCCCAGCGCAGGGGCACAGAGGACUCAGACCUGUCCCCAGUCUGGAGGGAGCCUGGCAACUGAACAGACCCUGAUGACGCUUCCAGUGAACGCUCAGAGCCGGAUGUGGGGCUGCUGAGCUGAGGGUGUUGCGUUUUACAGAGCGUGGUGGGCACAGGUCCAAGCUGCCCAUCAUGCCUGCAGGUGGCAGAACAGCUCCAGCACACCCAUCCCUCGCCACAGCCCCCGGUGCGGCAGCGUAGCGUGGGGACAGAUGGACGGGCCGUGGUGGGAUGAGCCCUGCCCUGCACCUGCUGCUGUCUCUGGCCAGCUGCUCCCUCCUCUGGGGACCUCGAGCUGGAUCAAGGCAGAUGCCUGCAGGGGGAACAGCACUGGCUCCUGGGAGUGUGAGUUGUAUUUUGACAGGAUCCACGAUAUCUACUGGGCGCGGGUGAGAGCGGUGGCCGGAGGAGAGCAGUCUGAGUGGGCCAGUUCCAGCGAGCUGCAGCUGUACAGAGACACAAUUGUGGGGCCCCCCAAGUUGUCCUGGCUGCUCCAGGAUCAAAUCCUCCACGUAAACAUUGCCACGCCACUCACUCCCUACCAGAGAAGAACUGGUUCCUACAAGCCAGUGGACCGAGUGCUGCUGAAACUGUGGUACUGGCUGCACCUGUACGAGGGGGACCUGCUUGUGCAGCAGGUGUGUGGCAGCUGGGCAGGGCUUGGAGCGUGUGGGGCUUGCAUGAGAUUUCCUGGGGCAGCAAAGCUGCUGUCUUGGGUUGCCUCAGUGUGGGGGUGCCUGUACCCCAGCCCUGCCCACACCUGGCUGCUCCCCCAGUCUGGGGCUCGCACCCCAGCAAGGCAGGAGACCCCUUUCCUCCCUCAGUCUGCAUGGGUAAGGAGAACCUGUGACGGGUUCUGUUCAGAUGAAAGGUGA
This is a messenger RNA of Manacus vitellinus (golden-collared manakin), 926 nucleotides long. RefSeq lists its product as uncharacterized. The record is from RefSeq and is a predicted model, not a curated record. The transcript is spliced from 4 exons. Bases 264 to 926 code for a protein of 220 amino acids. NCBI's taxonomy places the organism in Eukaryota, Metazoa, Chordata, Aves, Passeriformes, Pipridae. Gene Ontology annotation, molecular function: protein binding.